Brienomyrus brachyistius is the source of this 1922-nucleotide messenger RNA. It is a transcript of the gene sash3, whose product is annotated as SAM and SH3 domain containing 3. Gene Ontology annotation, molecular function: protein binding. The transcript is spliced from 8 exons. Bases 148 to 1311 code for a protein of 387 amino acids. The record is from RefSeq and is a predicted model, not a curated record. NCBI's taxonomy places the organism in Eukaryota, Metazoa, Chordata, Actinopteri, Osteoglossiformes, Mormyridae.
UGCCUUUCUGCCGCACCAUCCGUCUGUCUCUGUGUGCCUCAGGACCGCAACAGAGGUACAGGACUGCGAACUGCAGUUUGCCCGAGAUAAUUGCUGGACUGUCUGUAAAGCAUCUGGAGAAUCGUGUUACCUGCUCUUGCAGCAAAGAUGUUGCGAAGGAAAGCCUCCAACGCCUCUGAGAAGGAGCCAGCUCGGGUGGAGAAGAAAAAGCUCUCGCUGCAGAGAUCCAGCAGUUUCAAAGACUUCAUGAAGCCCAAGCCAUCCUCUCCUGUGGUGACCGAUAAGGAGUUCCCCCUGGGUGAACCGCUGGUGGAGGACGUGCCCCUGGAGGACACUGGGAAGAGCAGUGGCAAACUGGGGAAGAAGUGGCGGGCCGUCAUCACCCGAACCAUGACCCGCAAGACCUCCAAGAUGGUGCAGAAAGCCCUAGCAGAGGAAGGGCUGGAGAGCGGUGAAGACAGCCCCGUGUCCCCCGCGUUCAGCGACUGGGCCCCAGACCUUACCAGCCAGCGGACCUCCAUGUGCUCCAGUGAGUCGGAGGAUUCCACGCACCCAGCCCUGUCCCGGCAGCUGUCUGGCUGUGGCGACAGGCAGAGCCUGGACAGCGGCUACAGCCAGAGAGACAGCAUGCGGCUAGAAGACAGCACCUACAGCGGGCCGUUCUGCGGCCGCGCCCGUGUGCACACCGACUUCACGCCCAGCCCCUACGACAUAGAGUCCCUGAAGCUGCAGAAAGGCGAUAUCAUCGACAUCAUCGAGAAGCCCCCGGUCGGGACCUGGACCGGAAAGCUCAACAACAAAGUGGGCUCCUUCAAGUUCAUCUACGUCACCAUCCUUCCUGAUGAGGUCACGCCACCCCAGAAGAGACGGAGCCGCAUCAGGCAGCAGCGGUGCAGACCGAAGACCCUGAUGGAGAUGCUGGAGAAGAUUGGCCUGACCGACCUCAACCCCCUCCUCUCCAUGCACUUUGAGAAUCUAGACCACUUCCGGGAGCUGAAGGAAUCUCACCUCAACGAGCUCAACAUUACAGACCCUGAGCUCCGUACCAAGAUCCUAAAUGCCGCAGAGAUGCUGCUCGACUCCGACAGCGAGGGAGAUGAAGCCGACGGAGAGGAGAAAACCGGCACACCGAGGGACUCGGGCUGCUUCGAGAGCAACGAGAACCUGGAGAAUGGACGCGAGGAGGCAGAAACAGGGCUGGCACCAGAAGCGGACACAGCGUUGGAACCGAAAGCACAGCAGGAAGCAGAACCGGGCCUUGCAGACACCCAGAACCUGCUGCAGGGUCUAUCAGUAGAAGACACAUCCUAGGAGAGGUGAGUCGGGCCUUACCUACCAAUUUACGGAUGGACCAGAACUGUUGUUGAAAAACUGCUGGAUGUACAGUCUGCGGUCAAGACCGAAGCUCCUCCUCCCUUGCCUGUCCAUGUGCUCCACUUCACGCCAUUGACAUCCCGUCUAGUUAAGAGGCUGUGUGGCUUAGUGACGCUUUUGAUGGACUUCUGAGCUGGCUUCUAGCGUCCUGAGACUGUCUCGGUCUCUCUGGAUGGCUAGUGCUGUAGCAUCCAGCUUAACGACUGAAGGUAAGCUGUGCUCGAUAUGUACGGAUAUCCACGCAGAAAAGCUGUGAAGUUACCAUACCCUCAACGCAGUGAGCUGCUCUUCGAACCCCAGCCAUGACUGAGAGGGCUCUCUUCCUGCAUUUAAAACUUUUUCAGCAUUUCUGAAGAAUGUAUUUUUUUCUUGUAUAUACUGCAUCAUUCCUGUACUCUCUUUUACUCUUCUGUUGUAUGAGUUUUCAGUUUUUGAUUGUCUUGUUUGUAUUGAACCACAUCUUACAGUCCAAAAGAGCUGUACAGGUAUAACUUUUUACAUUUUGAAUGUAUUUUUUUUUUUUUAAAUAAAAUACUUUUUAAACUGAA